AUGUCAGCUGCACGAGAACUGAACCCGGACGGCACUCGUGCGCCUAUCGUUCUUCCGGAUCCCAUCACAGACGAAGAUUUCGAACGAUUCCUAGAUCUCCUCUACCCAAUUGUUUUCGGGACGUACGCGUUGCAUACAUCGGAGGAAUGGACGUCGGCGCUGCGCGUCGCGCAUUAUCUGCGAUUCGACUCUAUCAGAGCCCUCGCUAUGAACGAACUGUGCUCUCUCGCGACACCCGUCGAAAAGAUAGUCUGUGCGCGGGAGUUUGGUAUCCCCCAGUGGUUGCAGGGAGCGUACACGGACCUCUGCCUCCGUUCCGCUCCCCUGUGCGAGAGGGAAGGCACACUCCUCGGUCUCUCUACGUGUCUCAAGAUCGCAGCCGCGCGCGAAGCCAUGCGCAUCCCCGCCGCUCCGAUCGAUCAGACUCUCGCCACGUCGAUCGUUAAGGAGAUAUUUGGUCUUGGGGUGGAUGGAAAUACUUCCACGGCGAUCCGUGACCAGUAUCAACGCAUCACGAGCAAGCCGCGCAGUCCUGAUGCUACGAAGCAAGUGUUCCCGUUGUUCAUUCGUGUCACAAUCCAACCGUGUCAUCAGGAUAUCUAG
Molecule: messenger RNA, 603 nt
Organism: Punctularia strigosozonata HHB-11173 SS5
Lineage: Eukaryota; Fungi; Basidiomycota; Agaricomycetes; Corticiales; Punctulariaceae
Exons: 2
Coding region: 1-603 (200 amino acids)
Source: RefSeq, a predicted model, not a curated record